This is a messenger RNA of Penicillium atrosanguineum, 780 nucleotides long. RefSeq names its product FMN-binding negative transcriptional regulator. The transcript has a single exon. The coding region runs from base 1 to 780 and encodes 259 amino acids. The record is from RefSeq and is a predicted model, not a curated record. NCBI's taxonomy places the organism in Eukaryota, Fungi, Ascomycota, Eurotiomycetes, Eurotiales, Aspergillaceae.
AUGUAUCUGCGCGCAGUCCACGCAGAGUCCUCCAUUCAGGCUCUCUUCGAAUUCAUCAAGGCCAAUCCCCUGGGUGUCCUCACGACCGCCAUCUCAUCACCAUCCCACCCAUUCAUCCAAUCCAGCCAUAUCCCAUGGGUACUAGAUGAGAUCAGCGAUGACCCGGAGGCACCAGUGAAAGGCCGACUACGAGGCCACAUGGCCCGCGCAAACCCUCAAAGCAAAGCCAUGAUCGAGUCCGCAUCCAAUACGACAAAGCUAGAACAGGACGUGAUGAUCUUGUUCACAAAUCAAUACCAUCACUAUGUGACUCCCAAGUUCUACACCGAGACUAAGCCGGUGACUGCCAAGGUCGUACCGACCUGGAAUUACGCUGCUGCCCAGGUCUACGGCAAGGCUACUAUUUACUACGACUCAGCUGCAGAGGAGACUGCUCAAUACCUAUCGAGACAGAUCGAUGAUCUUUCUAAGAUGUGUGAAACCUCAAUUAUGGGGUAUACAGGUCGAGACGGCAAGCCCGAACCUUGGAGUGUCUCGGAGGCUCCUGAGCGGUAUAUUGAUAUCAUGAAGAAGGCUAUCAUUGGCAUUGAAGUCACGAUUGAGAGUAUUGGAGGUAAAGCCAAGAUGAGUCAGGAAUCGGGAGAGGGUGAUCGCCAGGGCGUGAUUGAAGGGUUCAAUGGCUUAGGUUCGGAUGUGGGAGCAUAUAUCGCGCAACAGGUCAAGGAGCGUGGUGAGAUGAAAGAUGCGGAUGCUCAAUCUCGGAAGAACCCUAUUUCCUAG